Molecule: messenger RNA, 609 nt
Organism: Phyllopteryx taeniolatus (common seadragon)
Lineage: Eukaryota; Metazoa; Chordata; Actinopteri; Syngnathiformes; Syngnathidae
Gene: coxfa4b
Product: NDUFA4 mitochondrial complex associated b
Exons: 4
Coding region: 113-367 (84 amino acids)
Source: RefSeq, a predicted model, not a curated record
GGGUCCUUCCGGCCUGUGGGAAACCGUACAAGCGCUCUCCCGCAGAGAAACCUGCCGUCAUUACAGGACACGUUGCCGUUUAUUUAAUCCGCGGAGCGGGUCAGUUGUCAACAUGUCGAUGCUCGGGACCGUCGCGAAGCAGCUCAAGAACCAUCCAGCUCUGAUCCCCCUAUUCGUCUUCAUUGGUGGUGGGGCAGCCAUGAGCAUGCUGUACCUUGGCAGACUGGCGCUGAAGAAUCCUGAUGUUUCUUGGGAUCGCAAGAACAACCCCGAGCCUUGGAACAAAUUGGAGCCCAAUCACCAGUACAAGCUUUUUGCAAUAAACACGGACUACUCCAAGAUGAAGAAGGACAGGCCCGAUUUCUAAGGCCCUUUCUCAUACUGCUGUCUCCCAAACGGAGCCUUCGUACAACGCUGACUGAAGUUCGGGUCACACAAUGCGCUGCUGUCAUCCAUUCAGUCCAUACAUGAAAUGUGAACGUCGAGGGGAAAUCAUGUGUUCAUCAAUGACUGUAUAAAUAAAUCAGGCAAGCACCUGUUUAGCUGAGUCAAUUUUGAGUUUAUUUUGAACUUUACUGUGGUGUAAGUUAUUAAAAAGUAUUGAAUCAC